Messenger RNA from Penicilliopsis zonata CBS 506.65, 603 nucleotides. RefSeq lists its product as hypothetical. The record is from RefSeq and is a predicted model, not a curated record. Lineage: Eukaryota; Fungi; Ascomycota; Eurotiomycetes; Eurotiales; Aspergillaceae. The transcript is spliced from 3 exons. Bases 1 to 603 code for a protein of 200 amino acids.
AUGUUGCUCGACGAAGACCCUGCGACACUCAUCCACCAUACCGUGGGCAACUUCAACAUCCAACCGGACAAGCAGGCCGUGACACGCAUCAAUGACUCGCUCUCUACCCUGCAGCAGUCUCGCGAACUGCGGAUGCGCGAGGCCGAGUCCGCCCUGCGGAAGCUGUCGAGGAAUCUAACGGCCAUGUCGACGCAGUACGAGGAGGCAGUCGUGGCGCAUGACUCGGCCAAACACGCUGCGGAGAUCGUCGAGCUGGACACCAAGAAGUUCCGGAUCGCGAAGACAGCGACAGAGCUGGAGAUUGAGAGCGAGCGGCUCGAGAGCGAGCUGGAGAUGCUCAAGGAGCGACUGGCUGAUCUCGAGGCGCAGGGGUUAGAGGGUGACGAGCAGACAAGACGUGAGCGAGAGGCCGACGACGCCACCAUACUGCGGUUGAAAAUCUUCCGAUCGCUCGGCAUCGACAUCGAGGCCGACGACGCCGGCAACUUUACCAAAGCCGUGAUUCGCAACAGUCGCAAGGGCGAUGUCCACGUCGUUAACCUUGACUCCAAGUUCUCGCGCUUUUUCUACGCAAAUUACUUCUGGUCAACCAUGCAAGGUUGA